This is a messenger RNA of Anneissia japonica, 4961 nucleotides long. Its product is annotated as protein mom-5-like. Gene Ontology annotation, biological process: canonical Wnt signaling pathway; non-canonical Wnt signaling pathway. The transcript has a single exon. The record is from RefSeq and is a predicted model, not a curated record. Bases 2093 to 2908 code for a protein of 271 amino acids. Lineage: Eukaryota; Metazoa; Echinodermata; Crinoidea; Comatulida; Comatulidae. Gene Ontology annotation, cellular component: plasma membrane. Gene Ontology annotation, molecular function: Wnt-protein binding; Wnt receptor activity.
CACGCAUAUUUAUAUAUUAUGUAUUGGAACUAUAACAAUACCAUUUUUGUUGAACAGUGUUAGAAUUUAAAAACUGAUGACACAUAAUAAAUACAUCCUUUGUAGUUGACUAAAUGGGCAUCAUGGAAAAGAGUAGAAGGUUAAGGUUAGUCUAAGUUAUGUAAUGUAUAGAAGGCAAUGUAUAUAGCAAAUAUUGUACAGUUUUAUGAGUUCCAUGUAAUGAAAAUUUUAUUUUGUAUUCAAUCAGAAGUGUGCUUAUUUUGUAUUGUGUAGUCUGAAGCUACCAUCCAAUGAUAGCAGUGGUGUUUCUAGAAGGCUUGAAAUGGGGGUGCUGAUGGAGGUGGGGCGAGGGUGAAGCGUGGGGAGGGGGGUGGGGGCUGGAUGGUGAGAUACGCCACUGAAUGAUAGAACAUGAUUGUAAAGAUGUGUGGAAUCCGUCGUAUUGGGAUUGGGUUGGUUGAGGGAAAGUUAUUCAGCAAUAGAAUUAAUGUUGAAAGUUUUCUGACAAUUAAGUUUUAUAUAUCAUCUGAUUUAGUUUUAUAAUUGUCCUUGCUAAUAUGGCUAAAAUUUAAAUGAACUUAUUGUUACUAGAUAAGCUUUAAAUGAAUCACCUGUGUUUCGAUUAUGUUGACGUUUUUUGAGCAUCGUUUGUGAGUGUACCUGAUCAUAUCAAUGCUAGGUUACUUAUUUUAAGUAUAUUGUUAUCCCUGAAAAGUACCGUAACAAUUUUAAGCAACAAUUAUAUAAUAUUAAUUACGAAAUUUGGAAAAGCACUUUAUAUUUUUUCCAGAAAAAAAUACUGUCAAUACUUACGCCCUUGUAACUCUAUAAUAUAUAAAUCACCAUGGAUCCCAUGUGUACUAUUAAACGGGGAACUUGAUUUUGAAAAAAAAAAACCGUCUGUAUGGGGAAUUAAUUUGGUUAGUGUUGUUCAACCAUGGUGACUUUUGGGUUACUGAAUUAUGUGUCGACAUUCGUUGCUAUACAUACCAUACUUUAUUAACACAUUUGCAAUGUAAUGGAUGUUAGAUCAUGUCUCCAGUUCCUAUAACUUCGAUAAACAAUAAAUACAACUGGCAUUUUGUAACUCUUUAGUAUUCUUGUAUGUAUUCGCUGGAUAUUACGGUUAACAACUCCACAUGACUGGAAGAUGCAUUAAUGACUGAAGUGUUUUUAUAAAGCUUAAAAGUGUAAUUAUAAAAAACACUGGGUUGCGCUUAUUUAUGAUUUAAGACACUACUGUACUCUGUACAGUACAUGACGACAUACAGUAAGUAGGCAAUCAGUUGCAUACAGUAUGUCGUUUAUGUGUAUUGUUUCUAAUUACCCUUUUUAAUGUGACAGUCUCUUGGUUUUUUUAAUUUACGACGGACAGUUGGAUAAAUUUAAUUGCCGAAUGAUUAAAGUUACAAAUUAAUUUGACGGGUGAUAGUCGCCGUACGAUGUUUGGCGGAACGCAGACUCUGCAUUCGCAAAGCCAAAGAAAGUUCAAACUCCUCAGACGCACGUCGUCUGACGGACAAUUUGUCAGAUUUCCCGCCGAGCUCAGUUAUCGUCAAGUGUAGCUGUCAGGGACUCAAGCCUGGGCUAAUUUAUUUGUAGUCGUCUACUUAGAUUCAUCACGUUCACUUUCAUCAUAUCGUUUUAUCUCCAAGUUAUAAUGUGCAAUUAUCAGACAACGAGAUUGUUUGCUUUUUUAUGGUGGUGCGCCAAAAAUUGAAUAACUAGUAUUAGGAGUAUGUUAUUUCUUCAGCCCGGCACAAGCGUAUUGUUGACUGCACCCUGCUGUGUGCUUAUGGACGGGAAUUACGUUUAGAAUUAAAAUCGCGUGCGUUCUUGAUAGAUUUGAUAUUGGGCCCGCGAUCAGACUGGUCGUGCCUUACGAAUACACAAGACUUGACAUUCUUGCUUGGAUUUCUCAAAACAUUUAUUGACCUUCCAGCGUUAUACCAGGAGCUCCUGUCGUGAAUGAACGCACUACUGUAGUUUACAGUAGGCUUACAUGGUAGGCCAAACCAUUUCAAAGAUAGAAAGUAGAGUGGAUUAGUUGCUUGAGAUUGGAUAAGUAGACGUUUUACUUAUUUACCUCACAAUGUUGUGGAAUUUUAGAGAGAACGUUUACAGAAACUCAAGUAGCAGAAACUCAAGUAGCAUUGUUUACUAUUUCCUACUUGUUUACGUUUUGAUGAAUGUUGGUACAUGUCAGCAUGACCAGCACUUUGGAUACAUGUAUGAAUGUGAACCCAUUCAGGUGGACAUGUGCAAACGUAUGCCAUACAACAUGACGCACAUGCCGAAUAUUCUUGGUCAAGAAACUCAAAUAGAGGUGGAAUUAGAGAUGACUGGUUACAAUUACGAAUUUCUUAUUCGCAGUGGUUGUUCGAAAGAUCUUCGAUUAUUCUUGUGUGCUGUUUACACACCGAUGUGCAAUGUAGUUUCGUAUGCUCCUUUCCCGCCAUGCCGAGAUCUUUGUGAAAGUGUAAGAAAAGGUUGUGAACCAGUAGUCAAAUCAAAGGGAUAUGACUGGCCGAAUCGACUUAGCUGUGAAUCUUACCCUAAAAAAGGACUUUGUUUUGACAAGCCUAGGACUAAAGUGACUGUCCCACCCAAAGGUGUACGGCCAACGAAAACGGCGUAUCCUUCAACUUCUGUUAUUAAUCCUAAAGUGACCGUCCCGCCCCAGGAUCGACCAACAGCCCAUAAUCCAUCAACUUCUGAAGCCAGAAAGGCGUCUCCUUAUUCUUCAUCUUUAGACCUACAGUCAGACAAUAGAGGUAUAUUAACAACGAAUAGAACUAUGCAAUUCCAUUUAACAACAUCGGACAUUAAAAAUACUGGCCAUUUAAAUAAUUCAACCUUUACCAUUUUAGCGCUGCUUAUAGGCUUUUAUUAUAUGUUAUUCUCGUAGUAGCUACGGUACUGGCUAUUGAAAAUAUUUAAUCACAUCGUGUUCCGUACUUUGCUUGAAAAUAACUGAUGGGCCAAAUUGAGCUUUGGACUACUACCUGGAUGUGAAUGAAGUGUUUAAAGUCAGGUCUGUUAUUGGAUAAGAAGUAAACAUCUCACAUUUUGUUCGUUAAAGUAAAAUUAAUGCUAUAAAUUCGCACACCAGUGAUGGAUUAAAUCAGAAUCCACCUUUAUGUAUGUAAUGAGGACUAGUUUUUAUAAUUACAACUAUUUUAUUUAUUUUUUAUUGUUUUCAAGUAGGCUUAUACCAUGGCUGCAAAAUCUAUCUGGAGAAGAAAUUUCAACUAAAAGAAGUAGCAUUAUUAGGGUUUAGUAGGGAUAGUGCUGGUUCUUAUUAGACGAACAUUUUUAAGAAUUUGUCUCCACUUUAUCUGAAGUGGUAUAGAACUAUUGGACUGAGUAUUCAUUGAUAGGUAAGAAUAAGAGCAACACUACAAAUUUUAAAGGCGGUCUUGUUACUUUUGAGACUAUAACGCGAAAGAUUUUUUUAUAACAGCUUUUAAACAGUUCAAGAUGGUCCGCACGCACGAUCGAUGAACAAAUUAUGUCUCGAUAAAUCAGUAUAGUACUAUGGAUAAGAAGAAAAUCAAUUUCUUUUCCGGAAAACGUUUCGAGGAAUUUUGUCGAAGUGAUUGACAAGUUGGGUUUGAGGAAUACGUGCAAGUGGAGUUCGAGUGGACUCGUGACUGUUGUUGGUUCUGACAGCAUGCGAUGUUUUAAAACACUUGUGUACUUCAGUGAUUCAUGAAGAAGUUGCUUUUUAGUCAUCUUUCUGACGAUCUCAAUUUUGUUAUUGCCUGUCCGUACGGUGUAAUUAUGUUAAAAUUUCAUCACUCAACUUCUAAAUAAUAACAAAGAAACAUAACUGUUAAUCACAAUAAUAUUGUAUUCAGUUAUUAACAGCCGGCAAUCCUAGCCGGCAAAUGGUCACCAAAUCCUUAAUUGCUGGGUUACAUUUAACUCUCUUUUAGAAGUUUAGCAGCUAAGCUAUAUUAUAUUAAAUUUAGCCUUAUAAACUAUUGAACAUGGGCAUAAAUAUCGGUGUAGCGAAUAUCUCCAUUUCUUUAUAAACAUAGAGGGCGCUACGCCUAAGUACUGAAUACAACAUUAUUUAAAUCUUAGUCAUCUAUUAUAUUGUUUUAAAAUUACAUAUGAAAGUAAAUUAUUGAAUUGUUAAUAUAGAACAGUAAGUUAUUCGUUUAUGCCAAUCCUUGUCCAGUGCUUAGCGACGGAACGGACACUUUGUUAUGUUCUUCACACUGCACUGACCAUAUAAAUUUGAACAAAAUGUCGCCAUGUAUUAAUUGACCGAAUAAUAUGGAAACUCCUUUUAAUGUUUCCUGAUGAAGUAUCCUAUACGUGUUUUGCUAUGAUUUUCCAUAUGAUGAAUGUCAAUGUAGGCAUAGGUAUACCCAUCUUAUAUAGUACACCUUAUGGCAUAUAAAUAAAAUUUACAAGAAAUAGAAAUUAUGUAGUUAGGCCUAUUGUAUUUUUAUCUGUAGUAUUUGUAGUAAUAAAAUAAAUGUACGGUACAUCAUAUUAUGUAAUGUUCAAUGUUAUUAACACCAUGGCCUAUUAACCUAUAUUAUUCGAAUCGGCAUUGGGGAUAAAACAUCGUUGCUAUAGCGGAGGACCAGGAAAUGGUCUUUGAGCACCCCUAGCAAGAAGAAUAAUAAAAUAUAGACAAGUAAACAAUAGUUUGAUGUGGUCAUUUAAAACAAUAUUUAUUAAAUAUUAAUAUUCACAAUGACCUUUUAACUAAUAUAAAAACAAAACGUAUGCCUAUAUUAUCUAGAUCAAUGAUUUAUUCCUCUUUUCAAACACUCUAAAAGCCUCCUCUAUGCUGACGAUCUUAAACGCUAUAGAACUAUCUUCGCUCGAGGAUGCUCGCGGGCUCCACGAGGAUCUGGACACGUUGUAGGCCCUACCGUUGGGCGUCAGCGUCUUGUAUGAUACUACAUCCCGACAAGUGUAAGGUUUUAUCAAUUACAUUG